UAAUCUUGCGAAUAAAAUUUAAUCGACAAAACACCAAAACAACAAGAUUGGCGGGUGCAGGCUGUAAACAUUGAGAAAAUAUUAUUUCUUAUGGCUUAAUUUGUUUUCAAUCGAACCUAUUUUGUAUUUAUACAGUUUUCAGCUCUGUCUUUUGAAGAUUUGGUACAUUGUUUGUGUAAGCAAAGAUGCCGGGUCAACUCAAAUACAUUGAAGUUGAGAACUUCAAGUCGUACAAGGGAAAGCAGAAAAUCGGUCCGUUCAAGAAAUUCACAGCAAUUAUUGGACCUAAUGGAUCUGGGAAGUCAAACCUUAUGGAUGCCAUCAGCUUUGUGAUGGGAGAGAAAACGUCCAACUUGAGAUCGAAAAGAUUAUCAGAUCUGAUCCAUGGCGCUCCCAUUGGAAAACCUGCAGCAAACCGUGCCUCAGUCACAGCAGUCUACGGGGAAGAAGACAGUGACAGAGAAAUGUUCUUUCAACGACUUAUUCUGGGAAAUUCUUCAGAGCACAGGAUUGAUGGUCACACUGUUACAUCAAGCCAAUACACAGAGGCUCUUGAGAAGAUCGGUGUGCUCAUCAAGGCCAAGAACUUCCUUGUGUUCCAGGGCACAGUGGAGAGCAUUGCCAUGAAGAACGCCAAAGAAAGAACUGUCAUGUUUGAGGAUAUUUGCAAGUCUGGAGAAAUGAAAGAAGAAUAUGAACGUGCCAAGGCGGAAAUGUUAAAGGCAGAGGAAGACACACAGUUCAACUUGAACAAGAAAAAAGGCAUUGCUGCAGAGCGCAAGGAGGCCAAACUGGAGAAAGAGGAGGCGGAGAGAUACAAGCGUUUGACAGAACAGUUGGCUGAAAAACAACUUGAGCUUCAGCUGUUCAAACUGUUCCACAAUGAGCGAGAUAUUGAUGAAAUCUCAGAGGAGUUAACAAAAAAAGCCCGUAUCCUGGAGAAGGAGAACAAGAGGAGGGAUAAGAUUGAAGCAGAGAUCAAGGAGAAGAAGAAAGAACACAGCAGCAUUACCAGAGAGCUGACGAAACUGGAGCAGCAGAUCAAGGAGUCGGAAACUGCUCUCAAUAAGAAAAGGCCUCAGUACAUCAAGGCGAAAGAACAGACAUCCCACAUGACUAAAAAGCUAGAGGCCUCUAAGAAGUCUCUGAAACAGGCUGUCAAGAAACAUGAAAACCACAACCAGACGCUGUCGGAGAUCCAGGAUGAGCUGACGGAAGUGGAGCAAAAGCAGCAGGAGUUUGAGGCAGAGCUUGAGGAGGAGUCACAAUCUCAAGGAAGGUCACUGCAGCUGGAGGAGAGCCAGGUUCAGCAGUACAAUCGUCUGAAGGAGGAGGCUGGACGGCGGGCGGCUGAAUACAUGCAAGAACUGGAUGCUAUCAUCCGGGAGCAGAAGAUGGACCAGGACCGGCUGGACAGUGCCCAGCGUGACAUCGCGACGUACGAGGCCAAGCUGAAGCAGAAGCAACAUGAGCUGGAGGAGAACAAGAACCGAGUGUCCAAGCUUGAGGACUACAUCACUACAAGUCGCUCAGCUCUUGAGGACCAAAAGAAGGUGGAGCAGGAGUUGGCCAAAGAAGUGAACGAAUCGACGUACCGCAUUGAUGAGAUCAACAGAGAGCUCGAAAUGAUCACCACACAGCUGGGAGAGGCCAAGGUUGACAGACAGGAGUCGUCCCGGGCUUCAAGGAAAGCGGAGCUCAUUGACAAUCUGAAGAGGCUGUAUCCUGGUGUGCACGGACGUCUGCUGGACCUGUGUGAGCCGAGCCACAAGAAGUACCAGAUUGCCAUUACCAAGGUGCUUGGAAAGCACAUGGACUCGAUCGUCUGCGACUCUGAGAAGACAGCCAAGGACUGUAUUCAGUACAUGAAGGAGCAGCGUAUCGAGCCUGAGACAUUCCUGCCCUUAGACUACCUGGAGGUCGGCUCCAUCAAUGAGAAACUGAGAGACAUCCGCGACCCGAAGAACGUGAAGCUUGUCAUCGAUGUCAUCCACUACGACCCUCCUGUCAUUAAGAAAGCCCUUCUGUUUGCCUGUGGCAAUGCCCUUGUCUGUGAGACCGUGGAGGAUGCCCGUAGAGUGGCCUUCGGCGGUGUGGAGAGACAGAGGUCCGUUGCACUGGAUGGAACAAUCUUCAACAAAUCUGGAAUUAUAUCUGGUGGUGCAAGUGACCUGAAGGCGAAAGCCCGUCGUUGGGACGAGAAGAGUUUGAGUCAGCUGAAGACCAAGAAGGAAAAGUUGAUGGAAGAGCUGAAGGAACAACAGAAGCGCAAACGCAAGGAGUCGGAGCUCAACACCAUCCGCUCGCAGAUCAAGGGCCUGGAAACAAGGCUCAAGUACAGUGUUACUGAUCUGGAAAACACUAGGAACAGAACAAUCCGGCACAAUGAGAACCAGAUAGCUGAGUGUCAAAUGAAGAUUGAAAAGGCUAUGCCGGACCAGCAAAAGUUUGAGCGUAGCAUUGAUGCUCGUGAGGUGGACAUUAAGCAGCUGAGGGAUGAAAUGAACCGCGUGGAAGAUGCUGUGUUCAAGGAUUUCUGCGCUGUCAUUGGUGUACCUAAUAUCAGACAUUACGAGGAGCGGGAGCUGAGGGCCCAACAAGAGCGAGCUCGGAGGCGCAUGGAGUUUGAGAACUUGAGGCACAAGUUGGAGAAUCAGCUGGAGUGUGAGCGCUCGCAGGACACAGAGGAACUGGUGAAAAAAUGGCAAGAGCAGGUGAAGCAUAAUGAAAAGGAGGUGGAACGAGUAAAGGAAGAAGAGGCCCGCCAAAUGCAGAUCAUCGAGGAAGAGAUGCAGAGACAAGAGAAGCUGAAGCAGAACAAACUGACGUGCAAGUCUCAGGUGGACGACGCCGAGGGGGCCAUCACAGAAGUGCGCAAACGUCUGAGCGCCCAGCAGAAGGAGAUUGCGGCGGUGCAGAAGGGCAUCAACGCCCUGGAGGUGAAGCUGGAGCAGAAGAGAGCUGACCGACACAGCCUGCUCAAGUCGUGCAAGAUGGAUGACAUACGAAUUCCCAUGCGACGCGGCACCAUGGAUGACAUCUCACAGGAAGGAGAGGGUGGGGACGGCAGCCAAGAGACGCCCAUGGAUUCUCUCAGCAGUCAAGGAGCGAAGGCCAUCUACGAGAGAGAGGCCAACCUUGACAUUGAUUACUCUGUCCUCAGUGAAGACCAUAAAGAGCUUGAGUCCGCUGAGGAAGUCAAGUCCGCCCAAGAAACCAUGUCCAAGUCAAUAUCCGACCUUCAGACGACCAUACAAAAAAUAAAUGCUCCAAAUAUGAGGGCAAUGGAAAAACUAGAUGGAGUGAAAGAAAGGUUUCAAGAAACGUCAGAAGAAUUUGAAAAUGCGAGGCGGAGGGCGAAGUCAGCAAAGACCACAUUUGAGAGGAUCAGGAAGAAACGCUAUGACACGUUCAUGCAUUGCUUCGACCACGUCUCCACAAAGAUUGAUGAAGUUUAUAAGUCGCUGGCCAGAAACCAGAGUGCCCAGGCUUUCCUUGGCCCGGAGAACCCCGAGGAACCGUACCUAGACGGGAUCAACUACAACUGUGUGGCCCCUGGCAAGCGGUUCCGACCCAUGGACAACUUGUCCGGUGGUGAGAAGACCGUGGCUGCCCUGGCGCUUCUUUUUUCCAUCAACAGUUACCACCCAUCCCCUUUCUUCGUGCUAGAUGAGAUCGAUGCAGCGUUAGAUAACACAAACAUUGGAAAGGUUGCAGCAUACAUCCGGGAACAGUCUGAGAAGAACUUUCAGUGCAUCGUCAUCUCUUUGAAAGAAGAGUUCUACAACCGAGCAGAUGCCUUGAUCGGAAUCUAUCCCGAGCAAGGUGAUUGUGUGAUCAGCAACAGCCUCACCCUCGACCUGACGGAAUACCCCGACCCCCACGCCCAUGAACACGACGAGCACUACUUCCCUCACUGAAUGAUGACUAUGUAGUGGAAGAAACGCUGUCUGUAUUGGAUUUUGUACAUUAUUUUUCUUCAUCCCCCUCACUUUCUUUUCCUCACUAGUUCACUGUCUGGGAUAAUUUUACGCAAGAUUGGCAGUACACACUCGCACAGUGGUUUAGAUAAUUGGAAAGGGUCAAAUGAUGUUUUAUGAAGUCCAAAAUUUUGAUUGUUGAUUGAAAAGGGCCAGUGAUGUUUUAUGAAGUCGUUGUUUCUUCUUAAGGUGUACGAUUGUUUUAAAAAGUGACAGUCUAGAGAAUAAUUGUAUGCAUUCAUGUGUUCUUUGCCAGGAAAUAGUCAGGUUUUAAUCAACAUUUUGUAGUAGUAGCAUCUAGAAAAUGUCAAGUUUUCACUUCUUAAGUGACCCUUGGUCUUGUUCCAAGUGGCCUUUCCCCCACCCUCCUCCCAUGCUGCAGUACCACAAAAAGGUGGUAUCUACACUGUGGGAAAAGGUUGGAAGCCUUUCUGCCUGUCAAAUGAAAAGCAACUGCUCAGUUUAAGACUCGGUCAUUUAAUUUUUUUUUUUUUUCAAAAUGGCGUAUGGUGGAAUGGCAGUCGAAAUACUGGCAGUACCUAUCAACUUUCUAUUCAUCUGUAUUAUUUUCAGUGUUAAACUUGACAAAUGAUGGUCGUUUACUUUUGUGCCCUUCCAGUGUUAGUGUUCCACAUAAUCUCUCGUUUGUGUGUGUGUGUGUGUGUGUGUGUGGGGGAAGGCUCCUCUCAUUGUAGAUGUUACUCCCCAUAGUUGUUGUGCAUUCACAGUUCAGAUAUUAUUUAGGUCUCUCAUCAGGUUUUUCUCUCCAACUCCUGAAUUCGACUGCCUCUUAAAUAACCUAAUAGUGUUGAUGACAGGGGCGUUAAAUCGAAACCCAUUUCACCAUUUUUCACCGGGAUUUGUUGAUUUGGAGAGAUUUUUCUGUCUUUGGUGUUUCAUGAUUUUACUUUGUUCGUAUGAUAGUUCAUACUGAUUUGUUCCGAGAGAUUUUCAAUUAUCAGUUAAUCAUACUGUUGCAUUUUUUGUUCAUUGGCUCAUAUUUGUUCAUUUCAAAAUUGUCAUCUCCAUAGUUCUAAUUGUUCAUGUACCAAUGUACCAAAUUAAAACUUAAUUUACUUUAUCGUA
Aplysia californica (California sea hare) is the source of this 5066-nucleotide messenger RNA. Its product is annotated as structural maintenance of chromosomes protein 1A. Lineage: Eukaryota; Metazoa; Mollusca; Gastropoda; Aplysiida; Aplysiidae. The record is from RefSeq and is a predicted model, not a curated record. Gene Ontology annotation, biological process: sister chromatid cohesion. The coding region runs from base 186 to 3920 and encodes 1244 amino acids. Gene Ontology annotation, molecular function: protein binding; DNA binding; ATP binding. Gene Ontology annotation, cellular component: cohesin complex; chromosome; nucleus. The transcript is spliced from 28 exons.